Molecule: messenger RNA, 714 nt
Organism: Alternaria conjuncta
Lineage: Eukaryota; Fungi; Ascomycota; Dothideomycetes; Pleosporales; Pleosporaceae
Exons: 3
Coding region: 1-714 (237 amino acids)
Source: RefSeq, a predicted model, not a curated record
AUGGCAUCGCCAAGAUGGAAGAAGCUAUACGAAUACGCAGCAUGUGAUCUCGCUGAUGGCCUACUGAAGCUACAUGUACCAGGCGCGGGCUUCCUCGCUGAUAUCAGGCCGCUGCUUCAUACAUCCAGCAUUCCCAAGCCUGAACUUCAGAAGGUCCUCGCGCCCGCAUCGACCUUCCUUAUGAUUCCGAAAGCGACCAAGUCUUUCCCAAACCCUCCCAAGAUGGCGGAUAGCAUUCCAGCUUCCAAUCUCACAGACUCCCGGCCCUACGCGGACUACACUGAGAGCGGCACCAUUGUAGUCAUCAGCCAGCCUCCAGGACAGUCGUGCGCCGUCGUCGGCGGUAUCAUGGCGGCUCGCAUGCAGCAUCUCGGUGCAGAGGGUAUUGUCGUCGACGGUCGGGUGCGGGACAUCACCGCGCUGAACCAGACGCAGCUGCCUAUCUGGUCCAAAGCGACGUCUGUCAUCGGCGCAGGAGCCGAGACCAAGUUUCAUGCGCACAAUGUGCCCGUGAGAAUCGGCGAAACGGUGGUCGAAGCCGGCGACAUCAUCAUGAUUGACCCGUUCGAGAAUGGCGUAGUCGCGGUGCCACAGGGCAAGGUGGACGAACUGCUCGACCUACUACCGAAGCUGAUCGAGGCGGACGAGAGGGUGAUUGCGGACGUGGGACGCGGAGUUAGCGUGGAGGAUGCGUUCAAGAGACAUAGAAACUAG